Molecule: messenger RNA, 7171 nt
Organism: Lucilia sericata (common green bottle fly)
Lineage: Eukaryota; Metazoa; Arthropoda; Insecta; Diptera; Calliphoridae
Product: probable serine/threonine-protein kinase DDB_G0282963
Exons: 17
Coding region: 1829-6472 (1547 amino acids)
Biological process (GO): protein phosphorylation
Cellular component (GO): Golgi apparatus
Molecular function (GO): protein serine/threonine kinase activity
Source: RefSeq, a predicted model, not a curated record
UUUGUUUUGCUUUUUUGACUUUGUGCUUGUCUGUGCUUGCUUUUUGACCAACCAAUCGUUUGAGGUACAAAACAGUUCAUAACGAAACUUUGUAGGCUGAAGUGUACAACUGCGGCUGUCGCGGCGGUAAAUUGUGUUUUUUCCCAUUUAAUAAUAUUUGUGCUUAAACGAUUAUAUUCACUCGCUCGAAAUAUUUAAAUAAAAAUUGUUUCGGUGAAAAUCAAGUGUAUUCCUACAAUAACAACAAAAACAUCUAUCUAUCUAUAAAUAAACAAAUAAACCAAAAAUAGUGAGUUCUGCCUUAACAUUGAUUUAUUUUUGUGAGUGUAUAAAAAAUAUUUAUUUUUGGUUUUUGCAUUUUUACAUUAUACAUAUGUACAAAUAAAACAAAUCAAAAUACAUAAUAAAAAAUUAAACGUUCUAUUUAAAAGAAUUUUUCAUUUCGCUUUUUUGAGUCGUUUCGCUCGUUUAUGUUUUUGACAUCUAUGUUGAACAGAAACAACAACAUUUUCAGCAGAGACCCGCAGUAGUUCGAUUGCGCGUAUUUUCUAUUUUGAAAGCAAAAACAUCAAUAACCUCCCAAAAAAAAAAGAAAAGUUUUCCGAAUACUUGCAUAAAGUAAAUGAGUUCAACAACAACAAUAACAAAAACAUGAAAAUAGCUCUGCAUGUCAAUUCAAAAAUCUACCCAGAAAUAAUAAAAACAAAAUACAAAAACAACGUGUAAGAAAACAACAAAACAACUUUCCAUUAAAAAAAUUCGUUUUUCACUAAAAAAAAGUAAAAUACAAAAAAAUAAACGUCAAAGAAAAAUACUAAAAAAAUAGAAUCCAAAAGAAUGUUUAACUAAAUAAGAGAAAAGUUUUCACAAAAAGUCAAGAAAUAGUAAAAUAUAAAAGAAAAAAUCAAAUAAAACAAGAAAAUUUCUAAAUCAAAUACAAAUUUGUGUGUCUACAGUUUUGAUUUAAAAAAAAAUUUUAAAAAUACCUACUUAAUAAAUAUUUUACUUAUAAAAAGAUAAAAGGUUUUGUUUUGUUAAAAAUUUUAAAUUUUUAUUUCAUCAAUUGUAUAAAAUUUCAUUGUUUUUUCAAACAUUGCGGAUACAAGUUUUUAAUACUUCAGACUUUUUAAAGCUUUAUAUUCUGGAGAACAUGAUAAACAUUUUUAAUAUCUGAUUUCCAUGUUAGCAAUUUCUCAUAUGAAUGCAAAUGUUGUUUAAUUCUCAUAUAAAAUUCAAGUUUUUCAAAAUUUCAAGUAUCGUAAUGUCUUUUACCUGGCUGCAAAAACUACUUUAAAUUUGAACUGUUUUAAAAAUUGAUCUCAUAUUACGAGAAUAAUAGCGUCCUCUUACUUGCAACUCUCCUAAACUUUUUUUUACAAAAAAAAGUACACCAACUAUAGAUUGUUUGAUACAAUAAAAAAUAUAAAUAAAACAGCUUUUAUUAUUGUUUGCUUACAAAAUACAAAAAAAUAUAUAUGUAUAAUAAAAAGAACUUCAACAAUUUUGGAAUAAUUUUUGUUGUUGUUUGUGAACUGCAAAACCUUCCCAGCAACUAUUGAGUCAUUCAGUUAGUCUGUCAGUCAGUCAGUGAGCUUGUAAGGGAAUAAUCAACCUUACAAACAUCAACCCAAAAACGUUCAUACAGCCAACCAACCAUCAAACCAGGCAAACAAUAUUCAACUUAACUACUGCCACUGCAACUACUAUUACAACGCCAAUCCUGCUCUGCUCUUAUACUUUUAGUUUUGGUAUAGAAACUAUAGCGCUAUUUUGUAGCUCUCAUACACACAUACCUGCAAACAAAAACUAAAAAAACAAGUAUCCUUAAAUGCCUUUAACUGCAAGGCUAUUGAGCUAUAGCAGUGGUCCUGAUGUCGACCGUAAUGUUAAACAAACACGCGGAAAUGACACAAAUUGCUCGAAUAAUAUGGCCACAAAAUAUCAACAGCAACAUGACCAACAACGCAAUGAAAACAUACCGAAAUUAUUUGAAACGAAGAAAAAUAUAACAAAAACACAAGAUGUGACAUCAAGGAAUAAUACGACAUGUCCUAGAAGCAUUUCAUAUACAAAUUUAGAAAAUGCAACUAAAGGCAACAUCAACUACAACGAUAAUACAACAACAUACAAGCUAAAAGGUUCAUGGGCUUUAAGCCAAAGUAAUGGGCAAAUUGCCAAACAACUACAAGAUGUAGAAAAUGAUCAAAAACAACAACAACAGCAACAACAACAAAGAGAACAGCAAAAUAUUGUCUUUGAUUAUGGCAGAAAUAGAAAACUUAAUGGUAGACGUAAUAGUUCUGCAUCUUCUACACCAUCCACAAAAAUAAAACGUUGGCAUGUUGGCCAUAAAGGAAAUGAUGUAACAAAAGAUAUGAAAUUGGCUAAAAGCCUUUUGGGACCAAAUCAAUUGGCAACAAAAGCAACAGAAAACGAAACAGCAGUAGCAAUGGUCGCCUUAACAAAGCAACACAAUCAAUUAGUUGGUGGCUCUACAAGCUUCUUAAACACUACUCAUCGUCAUCAUCAGUUUCAACAACAGCAGCAGCAGCAGCAGGAGUUUAAUGCAAAUGGUGCUGUUGACUACUAUGAGUUUAGUGAUAAUGAUUCUACUGAUGAUGAUGUUGUUGAUUAUCCUACUGUUGCCGAGAAUGAUAACGUUAGGGCAGACAACAAUAGUUCUCAUACCUUUACGCCAAGAUUAAAUAAUAAUAAUUAUAGAGAAUCAUGUCCAGCAGCUACAACUACAAUUACCACACCAAAAGCACGUAGACCAUCUAAGCAAUGGUUCAAAAGAAAGAAUUGGUUAUCCCAGGAUGAUGACGAUAUUGUUGGUAUUUCUGCUAAUGCUGUCGGCAGUUAUGGCAGUGCUAACGAUGGCCUACAAACAUUUCUACCCAAUCAAUUUCGCAUGGAAUUCUUGAGCAAGCAACAAAGCGAUACUCAGCCAAUUUAUAGCCCUACCAACAGCGAGGCUACAACUAAUAAAAAUGUUAACGACCAUUGUUGGCCAAUAGAAACGAACAGCAGCAAUCAAGCGGAAAAUUAUAUUAUCUACAACAAUAAUAAUAAUAACAGUUGCACAAGAACAGGCAGCAGCAAUUGUAUUAUGUUGCAACAAAAUGUAACUAAUGAAUAUUCCAACAAUAAUUUAAAUGACUUUGAUGAUUAUGAAUUUAACUACAAUGAUCAUUAUAACUUGGCUGACAGCAACAACAACAAUAACAAUAACAUUAACAAUACAAAUGAAAUAUUCUAUAAUGAAUUUCAACAUUCAUCUGACAAGGACAAACAUUCUUUCAACAUUUCUAAGGACAUGCAAUGUAACAAUAGCAACAAUGAUGUUGAUGCGGUUGAGGAUAAUGUUUACAGUACAAAAAUACCUUUAGGCCAAGCAGUGAUGUGCAAAGAAUAUAAGGAAAACCACAACAUUAGCAGUAGCAACAACAAUAGCAAAUGUGCCACUAACCAACAGUCAGCAACAUCAUCCCCCACAUUAACCGAACUUAUGAAAAUACGUUUAAAAUCGAAAACUCAAGAAAUAAGUAACCAACAAAAUUUAUCACCAACAACACAAAUUAGAAAUGCAACCAACUACACAGGAAAAACAUUUUACAAUAAUACAUAUAAUGCAAGGUCAGAGGAUGAGCAGCAGCUAAGGAAGACGACAUCCACGUCCCUACCAACAUCAGCAACAACAUCUUUCGAAUAUAUUGACAAUAACUCAGCAACAAUAACGCUAUCGUCGUCAUCAUCUCUUUUACCACCUACAACAACAACAACAAUGGGUUCUCUUAAUGUCAUUCAAGAUUUAGAUGAUGCUGGUAAUACUCGACGACAACAACAGCUACAACAACACGAGCCUCAUUUUAUGCCACAACAUCAACAAUAUUUGCCAUCAUCUAGUAAGGUUGCGGUUACAGCUGUUAAUGAAUACAACAUCAGCAGCUGCAGCAGCAACAACCAGAGUCCUUUGUUAAAUGACAGCAUUAGCUAUAAAACUGAGAUAACAAAUUCUAAUGCCCAUAAUCAAUUUGCUAAUAAAAAUUUCAAUACGAAUGCAUUCAAAACACAAUCACCAACAUUAGCUGAACGUUUAGAAAAAUUCCGACACAAACAGCAGCAGUGGCAGCAAUUCGAGCAAGAAUCUCAACAACUACAGCAAUACCCAGAGCUUGAUGAAAGCUUAUCAUAUAAUAAUUUUUCGUCAUCAGUUUAUGGCAGUAAUAAAAGUGAUUUGAAUAAAGACUCAACGCAGCAACGUAAUCAGCAAUUCGAACAGUCAGGGUCAUUAUUAGAGCGCAAUUUAUCAGCUGAACAAAUAUUUCAAAACAACUAUAGCUACAACAAAAAUCAUAUUAAUUAUUAUACUGCAAAUAAUGAAGAGAGUAUAGCUGCACAUGAAGUUGAAAAAGAAAAAUUAUCAAGGAAUUUUAUUGCAAAUAAUCCCUCCGGUAAUAGAAAUUGUAUAAAUCAUCAUCAUCAACAAACAGAGUUCCUACAGCCACAAGACGUUGAAAACGUUGUUAAUGAAACCGAUCUAACGCCUGUGCCAAAAACAGCCAAAGUAAAGCGAGUAGUUGUUCGUAAACGUAUUAUACGAAAAUCAAAAUCAAAAGAUCUCGACGACGACGUUAAAUCGGAGUUACCCGAAACAACAGUAAAAAAACCAGCAACCCACCAAAAAACUUUGUGGUUGGAAAACUAUUUGAAUAAAUUCAAUAAUCACAAAAACAAAGACACCCUCAACGCCGAAAAUGCAAAGUUAGCUAAAACUUUACAAACACCAAAUACUUCGAACAUUCCAAAUUUAGCAAGUGAGAGCAGAACAACUAGAGAAGGCUUCAUCAUGGGCAUGUUGAGGACUAUGAAAUUGAAAGAGCGCCUAGCGAUAAGUCUGGGCGCCACAUUAAUAUUACUCACCCUAUUGUUGGUAGUUGAUGUACAAAUGGAUUUUGGCGUUACAAAUCGUCAUUUGUUGCCAUCACAGCAUGAGGCGAUACAACAUCAACGUUUUCGUUUCGUAGACGAUGAUGGUGGCACAGGGGUGCUAAGAGAUUUUAAACGAAAGUUCCUGCAAAAAAGUAAUUACUCUGGUUCAAAAGAAACAUCAACGCCUCAAACAACACAACCGCGUCCUGGCAGUGCAGCUGGUGGCAGUGCCGGUAGUCAAAGUGCAGGCAUGAUUGCUACCGGUUUUCAAGAUUCAAAUGCAAAUGAAGUGCGACAACCGUUGCUGACGACAAAGAAACCAAUACCACAUGAUCGUUUUGACGAUUUGGUGAAAAUUGUUUCUGAUAGUCCGGGCAAUUUACAGUAUGGUCAUGUAAUUGUCGAUAGCGAUGAUGAAGGCGGUAGUAAUCCUACGUUGGGUGAAAUUCUGAAAAUGAAACCAAGCAAAAAUGCAACAAACUUAGAAAAAUUCCAAUUAAGAAUCUCAAAACACGAAUUGUAUGGUGAAAAUGAUACAUUGGUCGAUGCUUUACUCGAAGAUAUGCAUAAAUUACCCAUCAAACAUGUUGUACAAAAGGAAGGCGGCACACAGCUCAAACUAAUGAUUGAAUAUCAAAAUGAGGUUAAAGCAUUAAUGAAACCAAUGCGAUUCCCCAGGGACCAACAAACUUUACCCAAUCAUUUUUACUUUACUGACUAUGAGAGACAUAAUGCUGAGAUCGCUGCAUUUCAUUUGGACAGAAUUUUAGGAUUUCGUCGCGCCAUGCCAGUGACUGGUCGUUUGUUAAAUAUCACCACGGAAAUUUAUCAAGUGGCCGAUGAUAAUUUAUUAAAAACGUUCUUUGUUUCGCCUUCUUCGAAUUUAUGUUUUCAUGGUAAAUGUUCAUACUACUGUGACACAUCGCAUGCGAUUUGCGGUAAUCCCGAUAUGUUGGAAGGUUCGUUUGCUGCAUUUUUGCCCUCCUAUGAACAGGCUGGCAGAAAGGUUUGGCGUCAUCCUUGGCGUCGUUCAUACCACAAACGCAGAAAGGCUCAAUGGGAAACUGAUGCCAACUAUUGUUCCAUGGUUCGUGAUAUCCCACCUUAUGAUGAAGGACGUCGUUUAUUGGAUUUAAUGGAUAUGUCUGUAUUUGAUUUCCUAACUGGUAACAUGGAUCGUCAUCAUUAUGAAACAUUUAAAAUUUAUGGCAAUGAUACAUUUACUUUGCAUUUGGAUCAUGGUCGUGGCUUUGGAAAGGCUUUUCAUGAUGACUUAACCAUUUUGGCACCCAUGUUGCAGUGUUGUAUGUUAAGAAAAUCCACCGUUAAAAAAUUAUUAGAAUAUCACAACGGACCCAAGCCAUUAUCACAAGUAAUGCGCGAAUCAAUGAGUAUUGAUCCAGUGAGUCCGGUACUAUGGGAACCACAUUUGGAAGCUUUAGAUCGCCGAAUUGUUAUCAUCUUACAAGGUGUAAGAGAUUGCGUUAAGAAAAAUCCACCCGAAGAAUUUGAUGCAUCAGAAGAUAAUGUAUCAUCAUAGCGCUAUAGUUUAAAGAAACUCAAACCAAACUUAAAACAAUUAGUUUAAGCUUAAAAUUAACCAAGGAAACAACAAAAAUUAUAAAAAAAAAAUAAGAAAAUAAGUAAAUAAUUGUUUUUGUUUAUAUGAAAAUAGAAAUACUAUAUAAAAAAUAUUUAUAUAAUGUAAUUUUUUGUUAAAAUGUUAAAUUAAAACUAGCAUGAAAAAAAUAGUAAAAAAAACUAAAUCCUAACAACUAAAAAUGAGCGCUAAAAGAGCUUUUCAAAAAAGCUUUCUUAGCUAAUGCUCUCUAUUGAAAAAAUUUAAUUACAAAACGAAAAAAAACAACAAAUUUCAUUAAUUAGUUCUCAAAAGCUCUCGUUACAAUUAGUUUUAUAUAGAUUAAUUAAAACCAACAAUAAUAACAACAAUUUAAGCUUUAAAAGUGAUAAAUUUCUAAAAAAAACAAACAACUUCAUCCAUUAAAAAAAAACAACUUGUUAUUAAUUUGAACAAAAAGUUAAAAAACAAUAUUUAUUUGUUUAACAAAAACUUAAAAAAGUUUUUUUUAAGCAUCUGUUUAUUUCAAUAUCUACCGUUAUUUUUUGUCAACAACGUCUUGUUACUUUAGUACCUAAUUUAUGAGGACACGAGAAAGUCAAACAACACUAACAUCAAGAUCUUAUAUACUGGCAGCUAUAUAUUUUUUAGACGUUGUUU